UAACCUUGCGAGACGCCUGGCAGAACACAGUUGCCUUAGCUUUUUUUUGGAAUAUGAAAUUAUCGUUGGUAUACCUGUUGUUCUGCAUUAAACAUAUCCAAACCCAGUACAUUCCCGUAACCAAAAAAAGCAAAUCUCCAUGCGACGCCUCCAACAAGAGCGCGCUAGUCGAACGUUUCUUCAACAUGAUCUUCAAUGAGUUCCACAACUCACCGCCUAUGUGUGUGUGCGUGCAAAUGUGUGCGGGCCAGUCUACAUACUGCUACCCCAACGGGUGUCUAAGGCGUGAUGAUAGAAAGCGAGAAGCGGACCAACCAGUCUCGUUGAUAGAAAAUGCACAAUCUUCCAUAUUCCUUGUGGACCAGAAGAAUGAAGUCACCAGAGAUUUGUAUGGUUCGGGAUAUUAUGACAAUACUGCAACUGAGUUAGGCACGAACAUCGAAGCUGUAGCUGAGAAACAGGUAAAUAUACGUCCUGAUCCUUUUAAAGAUAAAUAUAAAUCGUUGUUCAAAUACAAAAAAAUGCCUAAAGUUGAACUGAGAUAUAAUUUACGAGAACAAGUCAAGAACACCAAAUCGGAUGUUUUGAAAAGUGGAAGCGUCGACGUCUCGAAAACAAGAUGGCCUCAAACCAAACAUAAUAAGUUAAAUGGAUAUACAAUGUUACACGAUAUAAGAGAAAUUCACCCUUCUUCAGCAAAACAGAAGAAAUUCUUCAUAUCUUCUUUACCAGAGAAAGAUUUAGUAACAUACCCUAUAAGAUACUUCAAAAGAGAUUUAACUAAAAUCGAUGAAAAACUUAAUGUAACUGCAAAUUUGAAUAAAGAAAUUUUACAAAUUCUACAUUCUCACUCGAAACUUUGA
Messenger RNA from Manduca sexta (tobacco hornworm), 863 nucleotides. RefSeq lists its product as uncharacterized. The record is from RefSeq and is a predicted model, not a curated record. The transcript is spliced from 3 exons. Bases 54 to 863 code for a protein of 269 amino acids. NCBI's taxonomy places the organism in Eukaryota, Metazoa, Arthropoda, Insecta, Lepidoptera, Sphingidae.